Messenger RNA from Coccinella septempunctata (seven-spotted ladybird), 3027 nucleotides. Its product is annotated as cytosolic carboxypeptidase-like protein 5. Gene Ontology annotation, molecular function: zinc ion binding; metallocarboxypeptidase activity. The transcript is spliced from 10 exons. The record is from RefSeq and is a predicted model, not a curated record. Gene Ontology annotation, biological process: protein deglutamylation; proteolysis. Lineage: Eukaryota; Metazoa; Arthropoda; Insecta; Coleoptera; Coccinellidae. The coding region runs from base 342 to 2846 and encodes 834 amino acids.
UGAAAUGAGUACAAAGAAAGGAGAUUAGAAUAAUUUUUCGAUCGAAAUGAUUAAAUUUAUAUAGUUUAAGUGAACAUACGUAAAUCAUACAAUUAUUAUUCUAAUAUCGUUCUUUUGAAUUAUCAUAAAAGAAUUUUACUAAUCUUAACCUCACCCGAAUGUCAGAAAAAACAGCUGAUCAAAAAAUAAAAUAAUAUUUUUAGUUAUGUCAAAAUUGUUUAUAUUUUGACAAGUAAAUUUUAUUGGGUAUUUCUUUUAAAUAAAGAAUUAUUUAUUAGUUAUAUUAAACAAUUUAUACAAAAGGAUAAAAUGGGUAAUUGGAAGUCUUAACACCUUUAGUUAUGGAAGAUAUCAACUGUCUAGGUGUUACUUUCUUGAGAAACUUCGAUUCUGCUAAUUUGGCUAGAGUAGAAGCAGUUUCUCAAGAUGCCUCAGUGUACAUCAACUCUGGAAGUCAUACCAGCACGAGUACCAAAACCUUACCUGAUAUUCCAGACUGUGAAUACAACAUAUGGACAAAACCAGAUUGUGGUGGCACUGAAUUCGAGAAUGGCAACAGGACUUGGUUUUAUUUCGGGAUGAGAGCGAAUGCCUCGUCCCUCUUGGUAAAGUUGAACAUAGUCAAUCUCAAUAAACAAGCAAAAAUGUACAGUCAGGGGAUGUGCCCUGUUUAUAAAGUAGUACCAUCUAGAACUGGAUGGGAUAGGAUACGAGAUAAGCCAACAUACACUAACGAAGACGACAUAUUCACCCUCAGUUUCAAAUAUCGCACCCCCGAAAACCACCAGGCAGUUACCUAUUUCGCUUUCACCUACCCCUUCUCCUACAACGAUAUCCAGAAGAUGCUGGGUAACAUCGACGCAAAGUUCGCCAGCAUGCCGUUGGCGGAAAACGACGACAUAUAUUACGUGCGAGAAUGCGCUUGCCUGUCGCUCGACAAGAGGAGGGUGGACCUGCUGACCAUAACCUCGAAAUACGGCAUGUCGAACGCGAGGGAGACCAGGCUCAAGAACCUGUUCACCGACGAGAACGUUCAGAGACCGUUUAGGUUUCCCAACAAGAAGGUUAUAUUCAUAUCGGCCAGAGUGCAUCCGGGUGAAACGCCGUCCAGUUUCGUGUUCAACGGGCUGUUGCACCUGUUGCUCAACAGGGACGAUCCCAUAGCCGUAGCGCUUCGUAGGAUGUACGUCUUCAAGCUGAUACCCUGUCUGAAUCCGGACGGGGUCGCUAGAGGUCACUAUCGUACCGAUUCUAGAGGAGUUAACCUGAACAGGAUGUACCUGAAUCCGUCUCUGUCUCUCCACCCUUCGAUAUUCGCCGCCAGAGCUCUGAUCAGGUACUAUCACUACGGAUACGACAAGGCGGACACGAUCACCCUAUGCCCGAACUGUGCCGAUCCCGGCCAAGCGGAAUUCAAUAUGGCGGAAACGGAGGACAAUCAGUGCGGAAACGUCAUCAGUUCGAAGGUUUCCCACAUGAGUCUGGAAGAGAACGGAAACCCGAUGUGGAAAUUCAAGAGACUCUGUACCAUUUGCGGGACGCCGCUGAAACUGUCAUCCAGCAACGAGAGCCUGGAAAAAUUGAACGGUAAGGGCGACGUGAACCCGGCCGAUUCGGGACUCUUCCUCUACAUGGACCUGCACGGGCACGCUUCCAAGAAGGGCAUCUUCAUUUACGGCAACCACUUCGAGACGCCCGAACAGAACGUCGAGUGCAUGCUGCUGGCCAAGUUGAUGUCCAUCAACAACCACAACUUUCACUUCACCGCCUGCAACUUUAGCGAGAGAAACAUGUUCAUCAAAGAUAAACGUGACGGGCUGAGCAGAGCCGGUUCCGGAAGGGUCGCCAUCUCGACCUUGACGGGACUGAUAAAGAGCUACACCCUGGAGUGCAAUUACAACACGGGCAGGAUAGUGAACGUGCUCCCGCCCACCGUGAAGGAGCGGCAGCAGAAAGGCUACGCCCUCCCGGUGCCGCCCAAGUACUCCCCGACCGUCUUCGAAGAGGUGGGCCGAUCGCUGGGCGCCUCCAUCCUGGACCUGACCGGUAACAACCCGCUGACCAGGCUCCCGCAUUCCGAAUUUCACACCCUCACCGGCGUGAUGGACUGGAUAAGGACCAACUGCAUCCAGGAGUUUGGAGAGGCGAGGUCCAAGACGAAAACGAGCUUAUCUCAGGGUGGAAAAAGACGACAAAGAAUCAGAUCAACUUCCUCCAGCACGAUCUACAAUAAGACUUUACCAAGAAACAGACCAUCGUCGGUACCUAUUGAACGUAAAGAGAAUAUAAUAUUCGAGAAUGAACCGUUCAAGGCGAGCUCUUCGGGUAAAAUUCCGAAGCGGAAAUCUAGCCUGAAAAUACAGAAGGCAAUCCUAAAGAAGAACAAGACGAAGUUGAAUUUACAGUUGAAAUGUAAAAAUUCGAACGCCGAGAAAGGUAAGGGUAAGAGUAAGUCUCCGGCCUUGGUGACUGGUAGACAGAUGGACAUCACUACCAAGUUCGCAACUGUCGAAGACAACCAGUUACUGACGGAAACCGUCAAAACUGAAGUGGAUCCUUGCAAGUUCCAACCGGGGAAGUCUUUCGUGGAAAAGACUUUAUUUUCCUGGAAUGUUACGGCGACUACAACAUUGAACGAUCCGUUCAACGAUGAAAAAUCCUUGGGUUUCUUGAAGAAUCCUUCGGAACCAGGAUCGAGUUCUGGUCCUCGCAUGAAUGCCUUCUCCAAAAAUGCCUUCUUUAACAAGAGUAAAAAGCUGGCUUUGAGGAGGAUUGGUACGAACGUUGAGAGUUCCGCCAAGGCCGAGAAGGUGAAGAAGAAAAAGAGACUGGUGAAAAAACACUGAUGGUUGGUUUCUUGGUGAUAAGUUUUGUGAUUUCAAGCAGCUUUACGAUUUGUGGUUCAGUAAGUUCAGAUUUUUUUCUCCCUUGUACAAAUCUAAAUCAUUUAAUUUCGUUAGUUUAGGUUUGUUGAUUGACAGAGUAUAAUUUAUUUGCAUCGAUUUCCAAUAAAUAUCAUGACAACAA